Trichoderma virens Gv29-8 is the source of this 561-nucleotide messenger RNA. RefSeq lists its product as uncharacterized. Gene Ontology annotation, molecular function: magnesium ion binding; holo-[acyl-carrier-protein] synthase activity. The record is from RefSeq and is a predicted model, not a curated record. The transcript is spliced from 3 exons. Lineage: Eukaryota; Fungi; Ascomycota; Sordariomycetes; Hypocreales; Hypocreaceae. The coding region runs from base 1 to 561 and encodes 186 amino acids.
AUGAAGCCUCUCAGGCCGUUUCCCUUCCCGCUCAACAUUGGAACGGAUAUUUGCCGGAUAUCUCGCAUCUAUGGGAUCCUGAGGAGCCCUCGGGGCAUGCGGUUUGUGAACCGCAUCUUUUCUCCAGAAGAGCAGGCGAGGAAAGAUCCCAGGUUGCGAUGUCUUGAGAAUCGCCCACUCGAUAACACUUUUUUGCAUGAAGGAAGUAAACCCUUUGAGAUGAAUGCUGGGACGGCAUCGAGCAGCGAGGAGAUUGCUCGACGGGAUCCUGAGAGGUGGGCAGCUGCUACGUUUGUUGCAGGCAGAUUCGCUGCGAAAGAAGCCGCCAUCAAGGCUCACUCCCACCGUCGCCUCACUUUUCACGACGUCGUCAUUGAGCGCCGUGGCAGAAACGAGGAGCGUCUAGGGAGCGGACCGCCGGUGGCGCGGAUCAAGGGCGAUGAUGGAGAAGAAGAGGACGCGAGUGCUAUGAUAUCGAUUAGCCAUGAUGGCGACUAUGCGACGGCAAUCUGCAUGGCCCAUGAUCCGAGUGUGGUGUUAAAAGGGGAUCUACGGAGUUGA